Molecule: messenger RNA, 1139 nt
Organism: Rattus rattus (black rat)
Lineage: Eukaryota; Metazoa; Chordata; Mammalia; Rodentia; Muridae
Product: histone H1oo
Exons: 5
Coding region: 33-1091 (352 amino acids)
Biological process (GO): nucleosome assembly
Cellular component (GO): nucleosome
Molecular function (GO): DNA binding
Source: RefSeq, a predicted model, not a curated record
GAGCUCUGGUCUGGCCUGCCGCCGCCUGUGCCAUGGCUCCAGGGAGUGUCUCCAGUGUUUCUUCCUCCUCCUCCGUUCCCUCCAGCGACACAUCACCUCCUGGAUCAUGUGGGCUCCCUGGGGCUGUCAGUCCAGAUCCAAGUUGCAGCAGGAUCCAAGUAGGCCAGCGGAACCCGACAAUGCUGCGUAUGGUGCUAGAGGCUCUGAAGGCCAGGGAGAAGCGCCAGGGCACCUCAGUUGUAGCCAUCAAGGUCUAUAUCCAGCAUAAGUACCCCACAGUGGGCACCACCCGCUUCAAGUACCUGCUGAAGCAGGCCCUGGAAACUGGCAUGCGGCGAGGCCUCCUCACCAGGCCUGCCAACUCCAAGGCCAAGGGUGCCACUGGCAGCUUCAAACUAGUUCCCAAGCCCAAGAAAAAGAGAACCUGUGCCCCGAAAGCCCGUGGGGGAGCUACAGGUACCAAGGAGACAGGCUCCAAGGAAUCCGGAUUGCGGAAGAAAGACCAAGCUGGCAAGGCCAAGACAGAGAAAGCGGCUCCAAACCCAGGGCGGAAGCGGAAGGCUUAUCCCCGUUCAGCAGCCACGUUGGAGAAGGCGCCUAAGAAGGCCAAAGCGGUGCCAAGAGAGGUCCAAAAGGCCCCCCUAAAACGAGACAAAGCUGCAGGGGCCCCUCUCACUGCCAACAUAGGCCAGAAGGUCAAACACAGUGGGACCGGGCAAGAAGCAGAUGCCCAUGGGAAGACCAAAGAUGUGUGUGAGAAAUCAAAGGCCUCGGCUAGCAAGGUCCAGAAUAGUGUUGCUUCCCUCAUCAAAAAGGAGAUGGCAGCCAUAGCCCACACGGAGACAGUUGUUCAGGGGGCUAAGAGGGUGCAGAAGACCAAAGCGCCCACUCCUUCCCAGGACGUCGGACACAAGGCACAGCCCACAACUAGGGUCAGGAAGACAAAGACCCCCGAGGACACCAAAAGGCCUCAGUUACCCCCCAAGACCUCAUCCAAGGCUCCCAGCAAGAAGGCUGAGGAAGCUAGGGCCAGGGUUGGGGAGAUGGCACUCCGAAGCUUUUAUUCUCUAACAAACUGUCAUAAUGUCUAAUCAUAAUUUAUUUAUCAAUAAAGACUUCUUUUUGUAUUCACACGCUGG